Triticum turgidum subsp. durum (durum wheat) is the source of this 2412-nucleotide messenger RNA. The record is from the annotation of a GenBank genome assembly. NCBI's taxonomy places the organism in Eukaryota, Viridiplantae, Streptophyta, Magnoliopsida, Poales, Poaceae.
AUGCCUCGAUACAAUUACACGUAUGAGCAAACUUGCAAAAAAAAUAAUAUGAGCAACCUUGUAAAUAUGUGUCAUUUUCUUGCGCCAAGAUACAUGCCUGAUGAAUUUCAUUCUAAUAUUUAUUGGGUCGGAAAACUAAAAUUCUUGCAGGAGUUAAUCGAAUUUAGAGUGGGUAAGGAGAGGGAAGGUUUUGAACCGAGUCAGCUCGGGCAAUUGAAAGAGAUUGGGGGAUCACUUGGCAUUUAUAAUCUUGAAAAGGUGCAAACAAAGGAAGAAGCAAACGAAUUAAAACUGAUACACAAGAACCACUUACGAGAACUCGUAUUAGAAUGGGAUGUUGGGGGCACUAACAAGGAUCCUGUAAAGGAAGGAUAUGUUCUUGAAAGUCUUGUACCACAUAACAAUCUUCAAGAGCUGUGCAUUAGAGGGCAUGGGGGCACUAAUUGCCCAGCAUGGCUAUGCACUAAUCUCUCGGUUAAAUGUUUGGAAUCUCUUUGUCUGGAUGGUGUAUCUUGGAAGAAUCUUCCACCGCUAGAAGAAAUGUGGAUGGUUGAUGAGCUUGACGAAGAGUAUCAGGGUUGUAGUUUCCCUCCUCCAAGCUUUUAUAAUUUGAAAAGCCUACAAUUAAGUAGAAUAUCUAGGUUGAAAAGGUGGGUUGGAAGUGGCACUUGUCCUAAUUUUUCUCACCUGGAAGUGCUCGUCAUUAAAAAUUGCUCUGAACUCAUCGAGUUGCCGUUUUCAUGUCCUCCUACUUGUUGUCAAGCACAGCAGGAGGAGAAAAUAAGCUGGUUUCCUAGACUAGGAAAGCUUGAGGUUGUUGACUGCCCGAAACUAGUGUCGUUGCCUCCUAUCCCUUGGCGGACUGGUGAUCCGUGCUCUGCUCAAAUAGAAAGCGUGGGAUCAGGAUUUGAGCAGCUUGUUUACCCAAGGAAAUACAUAUCGAAAUUAAGCUUGGAAAUUGAGGGAAAGGGUGGUCAGGCUGACGUGUUCUGGAGUGGGUUGAAUUUCUCCUACCUGACUGAUCGAGAAGAGUUGCGUAUGAAAAAGAUGCCCCCCAUGCCGCUGGAUGACUUCCAGGUGCUGGCAUCUCUGAAGAAGAUUGAGAUAGAUGGUGUGAGCAGAAUCUUGCCGCAGGUAGAAGGUGAUCGGUGUCAUGGCGUAUACCGGUUUCCAGUUGAAGAACUCGACAUCUGCAGGUGUGAUACUAGUGGGAAAGAAUUGACGCUGCUGCUCUCUUUCCUUCCGAGCCUCUCAAAGUUGAAAAUAGAAGAGUGUGAGAAUAUAACUGGGUUGGGUGUGGUAGAGGAUGCAGAAACUGUUUCUGGAGAGCAGGAACAACAGACAAGAGUUGGAGAGGAGGAAAUAAUAAUAGCAGCGGUAGCAGAAGGAAUGUUGCUCUUGCCUCCCCAGCUACAAGAGUUGCAGAUUUUACAUUGCAAAAAGAUGAGCUUGCUCUCUGGCCCACUGCAUAACAACGACCAGCAAUCAGCAGCGGGAGAAGUAAGGGGAGGGGGGCUCCAGAGUCUCUGCUCCCUUCGCGUCUUGUAUGUUAUAUGUUGCGACGAGUUCCUCUCUUACUAUUCAUCCUCGUCAUCAGCUUGUUUCCCUUUCCCGGCAUGCCUGCAACGCUGCACCCUAAGCCGCGUGAGGUACAUGGAGACACUGCAACUCCUCUCAAACCUCACCUCUCUCACUGAAUUAUUCUUGAAUAUGUGGGGGGCUUCAAAAGAUGAGGGCGUAUGGCCUCUUCUAGCCCAUGGCCGCCUCGCAAAACUAACCGUCUACACUACUACUCCUACCUCCGAUUUCUUCACCGGUUCCGAUCCGUCAGACCCACAUGACAGAGAGGUUUUUUCCCGUUCCUCCAAGCUCUUUGAUCUGAGUACAGAGAACAACACAGGAGUCCUUGAUGUUUCCAUCUGCAGCCUCCUCUCUGCCACCCUCACCAGAUUUGAGCUCUGUUUCGACGACGAGGUAGAGCGCUUGACAGAGGAGCAAGAGAAGGCCCUUCAGCUUCUGACAUCCCUCGAGAAGAUCCGAUUUUGUGGGGGAGACAAGCUGCAGCGCCUCCCCGAAGGGCUACACAAGCUUAUCAACCUCAAGCAAUUAGUGAUCUGUGCGUGUUCAGCCAUCAGGUCGCUGCCCAGCCUUCCGAGCUCUCUGCAGGAAUUGGUGAUGAAACGUUGUGGUGCCAUCAAGUCGCUGCCGAACAGCCUCCCGAGUUCUCUGGAAAUAUUGAAGAUCAUCCAGUGUGAUGCCAUCAAGUCGCUGCCCAAAGAUGUCCUUCCAAGUUUAGUGCGAGUGUUAGAUGUCAGCUGUGGCAACAGCCAGGAGCUAAAGAGGGAGUGCCGCAAUCUGAUAGGAACCAUCCCUAUUGUCAGAACCUACUCAAUCCAAGGGUUCUUCUACUAG